AUGGCUGACAAAUAUAGAAGAGUCAAAAAGACUCAAGAUCAACUCCCAGAGAAUGAAAUCAGAGUAAGAGCUGAAGUCGGAAUUGGAAGAUAUCUUAGAAGAGCUAAUGAACUCCUCACUGGCAAGAUCCAAGGCCAAGACUCAGUUGUGAUUAAGGGUAUGGCUAGCGCUAUGGAAAGUGCUGUCAAACUUGCAGAAUUAAUUAAGCACAGAGUAAAGGGAGUGUAUCAAUUGAAUAACAUCGAAACUCAAAGCGUUGUUGAUGAAUACGAACCACUUGAGGAGGGUCUUGAUCACCUCAAGUUUGAGAGAAAGGUUACCAUGAUUACAAUUCUUUUGAGCUUAGCUCCAUUGGAUUAACAAGCUCCAGGCCAUCAAGAGCCAAUCCCAGAUAGCGAAGUUCAAGAAUACAACGAAAGAGAAGACAGACCUCCCAGAGAAGGUGGAGAUAGAAGAGAGAGAUCCCAAGGCAGAAGAGGAGGCAGAGGUGGUUUCAGAAGAGGAUUCCGUGGAGGAUUCAGAGGAGGUAGAGGCGGCCGUGGUGGUUUCAGAGGAGACAGACCAAGAACUGAAGGUGCUGAAAACAGAAACAGAGAUGGAGACAGAGUCGGUCCAAGAAACUAUGACAGACCAUAUAGAGACAACAGAGAAGAAAAACCAUACAGAGAAGAUAGACCAUACAGAGAAGAGAGACCAUAUAGAGAAGAUAGACCAUAUAGAGAGGAUAGACCAUACAGAGAAGACAGACCAUAUAGAGAGGAUAGACCAUAUAGAGCACCAAGAGAAGGUGAUGACCAAAGAAGAGAGAGAAGACCAAGAAGCUCUUAUAGAGAAGAUAGACCACCCAGAGAGGGAGGUUAUAGAGAUAAUUACGAUAGACCACCAAGAGUAGGAGGUGAUAGCUACAGACCAAGAGGCAGUGGCGGCUAUAGAGGAAACCAAGAAGGUGGCAGAGGUGGCUACAGAGGAAAUCAAGAAGGUGGCAGAGGAGGCUACAGAGGUAACCAAGAAGGUGGAUACAGAAGUAAUCAAGAAGGUGGAAGAGGUGGUUAUAGAGGUAACCAAGAAGGUGGCAGAGGUGGCUACAGAGGAAACUAAGAAGGAGGAAGAGGUGGUCAAAGAAACUGA
Molecule: messenger RNA, 1128 nt
Organism: Stylonychia lemnae
Lineage: Eukaryota; Ciliophora; Spirotrichea; Sporadotrichida; Oxytrichidae
Source: the annotation of a GenBank genome assembly